GCGCCGGCUGUAUGACAUGUUUCCCUGGGCCCUCCGCCACCUCUCAGGACCCCACCAGAAGAUAUUUCAGUACCACGAGGCUGUGAGGGGCUUCAUCCGUCACGAAAUCAUCAGGCACAAGCUCAGAACAGCUGAGGCCCCCAAGGAUUUCAUCAACUGCUACCUGUCACAAAUCACCAAGGCCAUCGAUGACCCUGUCUCUACAUUCAGUGAGGAGAACCUGAUCCAAGUGGUGAUCGACCUGUUUCUGGGAGGCACAGACACCACAGCCACCACACUGCACUGGGCACUCAUAUACCUGGUCCAUCACAAAGCCAUCCAGGAGAGUGUGCAGCAGGAGCUGGAUGAGGUGCUAGGAACUGCACAGACCAUCUGCUAUGAGGAUCGAGAGCGACUGCCCUACACUCGUGCUGUCCUCCACGAGGUACAGCGCCUUAGCAGCGUUGUAGCCGUGGGCGCUGUACGCCAGUGUGUGACUUCCACCUGGAUGCAUGGUUAUUCUGUGCCCAAGGGAACCAUCAUCUUGCCCAAUCUGGCCUCUGUGCUGUAUGACCCUGAGUGCUGGGAGACCCCUCAUCAGUUCAACCCUGGCCACUUCCUAGACAAGGAUGGAAACUUUGUGGCCAAUGAGGCCUUCCUGCCCUUCUCUGCAGGGCAUCGGGUGUGUCCUGGGGAGCAGCUUGCCCGAAUGGAGCUCUUCCUGAUGUUUGCCACCCUCCUCAGAACCUUUCAGUUUCAACUACCAGAAGGGAGCCAGGGCCUCAGGCUGGACUAUGUCUUUGGUGGCACACUGCAGCCUCAGCCCCAGAAGAUUUGCGCAGUGCUUCGCCAGAGCAGCCUCAGCCCCGGGGAGCCCUAGGCCUGCCUCUGCAGUCCCCCAACACACGAGGUUUCCAUCUGUCAGCCCUCAGAAUCAAGAACUAGGGAGAAAUGGGUUUCUCCUAGCUCAGCUGCCCCAGUUCUCA
Molecule: messenger RNA, 965 nt
Organism: Mus pahari (shrew mouse)
Lineage: Eukaryota; Metazoa; Chordata; Mammalia; Rodentia; Muridae
Product: cytochrome P450 2J2-like
Exons: 6
Coding region: 17-859 (280 amino acids)
Biological process (GO): xenobiotic metabolic process; arachidonate metabolic process
Cellular component (GO): cytoplasm; intracellular membrane-bounded organelle
Molecular function (GO): heme binding; iron ion binding; oxidoreductase activity, acting on paired donors, with incorporation or reduction of molecular oxygen, reduced flavin or flavoprotein as one donor, and incorporation of one atom of oxygen
Source: RefSeq, a predicted model, not a curated record